This is a messenger RNA of Geosmithia morbida, 2160 nucleotides long. Its product is annotated as Chromosome segregation ATPase. Bases 1 to 2160 code for a protein of 719 amino acids. The transcript has a single exon. Gene Ontology annotation, biological process: regulation of transcription by RNA polymerase II. Lineage: Eukaryota; Fungi; Ascomycota; Sordariomycetes; Hypocreales; Bionectriaceae. Gene Ontology annotation, molecular function: transcription cis-regulatory region binding; DNA-binding transcription factor activity. Gene Ontology annotation, cellular component: nucleus. The record is from RefSeq and is a predicted model, not a curated record.
AUGUCCCCUCCCUUUGCCAGCAUGCACCACACCCUCUACGACCACCAGAACCCCCUAUCUCUGGACACAAAGCAUCAGCACGCGUCACAUGCCUUCUUCGACGACGCCUCGCGCGGUCACGGCUUAGACGACAGCAGCAUGCUGGAUCACAGCUGCGGCGGCCCGGACUCGAGCCUGGACAUGUCCCCCAACCUGGUGGCCAGCAGCAGGAGGGAGUCCCUCGCCCUGGGCGGCACCCCCAUCUUCGAGGCCGAGGACUGGCACUCGGUAGACAUGCAGUCCAUGCCUUCGAAUAACCCCUUCUUUGCCGCCACCGCCGUCGCCACAAACCCCUUCAUGAAUGUCCACCAACACCACCACCAGUCCCACGCCACCGGUGCCGCCGUCUCGUACGGCGACGCUGCGGCCGCCUGGGCCUUUCCCAACCUCGAAGUCGGCGCGGGCGGUGACUUUGACGCCUCUUCUGUCCUGAGGUCUUCCAUGCCCAUCAGCAUGGGUCCCGGCAACAGCAUGUUUUCCAUGUCACAAGAACAGCAGCAGCAGCAGCAGCAGCAGCAUCAGCACCAGCAGCAUCAGCACCAGCAGCAUCAGCACCAGCAGCAGCAGCAGCACCAGAACCAGCACCAGCACCAGCAGCAGCGCAGGCCAUCGUCACCUUCCAUGACCAUUGUCGAUCCUGUCGUGGUGGAGAGCAGCGGAAAUGUUGGAGGAGGGUCGAAGCUGCCGUCGUCGUCAUCGUCCCGUCAGCACAACCCGCCCAGCCCCGCCAUUCGCGCUCACCGAGACGGCAUCCGGAAGAAGAAUGCCAGGUUCGACAUACCGCCCGAGCGCACCCUCAACAACAUCGACCAGCUCAUCAGCGAGGCCAAGACGGACAAGGACAUGCGCGACCUCAAGGCGCAGAAGCGGCUGCUGCGCAACCGCCAGGCCGCCCUCGACUCCCGCCAGCGCAAGAAGCAGCACACUGAGCGCCUCGAGGACGAGAAGAAGCAGUUCACCGCCCUCAUCGGCGAGAUGGAGGAGGAGAUGAACGAGCUGCGCAGCCAGAUGGAGCUCAUGUUCCGCGAGAAGCAGGAGUACGCCGAGUGCAUCAACCGGCUCACCGCCGCCCGGGACGACAUGAUCGUCGCCCACACCAACGAGACGGGCGAGCUCAGGAAGAAGAUCGCCGUCCUGUCCGACCACGUCCGCCGCCUCGAGCCCGGCGCCGGCGCUCCUGCCCAGGUCGGCGGCAGCAGCAGCAGCAGCGACUGCGCCGGUGCCGACUUCGCCGGCAUGUACUCGGCCGGAAGCCAGAUGGACGACGACAUGACCAUCGGCGGACCCUGGGAUCACCACCACGCCGGCACCGUCUUCUACCAGCCGACCGCCGACGCGCAGCCGGACGAGGUGGUCGAGGACAUCAAGCAGGAGACACCCUCCCAGAUGUCCGUGGUGCCGACCAAGAAGACGGACGGCGCCGCCGCCGACGUCAAGACCCCGCCCAACGGCGGCCUCCUCUUCAUGCUCUUCCUGGUCGGCGCCUUCGUCCUCUCCAGCCGAUCGACGCCUUCCAUCCCCCGCGUAUCCGAGGAUGUCCGCGCCGCGUCGGAGUCCCUGCUCGACAGGGUCCUCAAGGAUGCCGGCAUCCAGCAGCCGCAGCUUCAGCAGCCGCAGCAGCCGCAGGGUCAGGCUCACGUCAUGUCCAUGGCUGCCUCCCAGCCUUCCGGCACGGUCGGCUGGUCCUCGGCCUCGUCCUCCGGCCCGGCCAUGCCGUCCAUGUCGGCGUCGGCAGGUGCCGGCGUCGACACGGUGACCCCCUCCAUGCUCGGAGAGCUGGGUGACAGCCUCACCCGCCCCACCCAGGAGCAGAGCAACGAGCAGAUCUUCUCCCUCACGGAGGCGCAGUACAACGGCAUGCACAGCCAGGACUUCUUCCAGCAGGAUCAGCGCUACCAGGCUCAGGCCCAGGCUCAGGCCCAGGCUCAGGUUCAGAAUCAGGGAGGAGGCAGCGCCGGCCGAAAGACCACCCUGGCCGACGCGCUCUCCGCCAUGCGCGUCACCGAGAAGCAGGACAGCGCCGCUCAGGUGUAUACCCGCUCCUUGCUGUGGGAUCAGAUCCCCGGCGAUGUCGUGAGGAACUUUGCCAAGAUGGUUUCUGAGUGUAAUAGUGCGCAGUGA